Prosopis cineraria is the source of this 1094-nucleotide messenger RNA. RefSeq names its product heme oxygenase 1, chloroplastic-like. The coding region runs from base 180 to 890 and encodes 236 amino acids. The transcript is spliced from 4 exons. The record is from RefSeq and is a predicted model, not a curated record. Gene Ontology annotation, biological process: heme oxidation; phytochromobilin biosynthetic process. Lineage: Eukaryota; Viridiplantae; Streptophyta; Magnoliopsida; Fabales; Fabaceae. Gene Ontology annotation, molecular function: heme oxygenase (decyclizing) activity.
UGUUGUACUGCCAUGGCUUCUUCAUCAUCCCCAGCUUCUAUAUUUAAAUCCCUUUUUAGGGGACUCAAUAUCACAACACCCCUCUUCAAAAUCCUAUUAGUGCCAAACCAAAACUUGGCUCGUUUGUCUUGCCCAGGAGGUUAUCUGUGCAAUUUCAGACUCCUCGUGGGGAUACAAAGAUGUCAUUGAAGGCUGUUACUGUGUCAGCAACCAUGACAGAGAAAGCCAAGAAGCGUUAUCCUGGUGAAUCGAAGGGGUUUGUGGAGGAGAUGAAGUUUGUGGCAAUGAAAUUGCAUACGAAGCAGCAGGCUAAGGAGGGAGAGAAGGAGAUCAGUCAACCUGAAGAGCGAUCCGUGGUCAAGUGGAAACCCACGACUGAGGGGUACUUGAGGUUUCUUGUGGAUAGCAAAUUGGUUUAUGAUGCACUGGAAAAUAUCGUCUAUGAUGCUGCUUAUUCUUACUAUGCUGAAUUCAGAAGUACAGGAUUGGAAAGGUCUGCAAGCUUGGCUAAAGAUUUGGAAUGGUUCAGGGAGCAAGGUCAUCCUAUUCCUGAACCUUCUUCACCUGGUCUUACCUAUGCACAGUAUCUUAAAGAGUUAUCUGUGAAGGAUCCCCAGGCCUUUAUUUGCCACUUUUACAACAUAUAUUUUGCUCAUUCAGCUGGUGGUCGGAUGGUGGGGAAGAAGGUGGCUGAAAAGAUUCUGAACAACAAGGUGUUGGAGUUCUAUAAAUGGGAUGGUCAGCUUUCCCAGAUGUUACAGGGUGUUAGGGACAAGCUGGAUAAAGUCUCUGAAGGAUGGACUCGAGAAGAAAAGAAUCGUUGUCUUGAAGAAACUGAGAAAUCAUUCAGGCUUUCAGGGGAAGUUCUGCGCCUAAUAUUAGUAUCAUGAUCAUAGUUUUAUUGCCUGCUAUUCCUGUAAUUAUCUUGUAAGUAAUGGCAAAAGCUUAAAACAUUGUGUGAUUUGGAAAUUCUGUUAUUCUCAAUUCGUAAAGGUGUCGUGUGUGUGUGUAAAUCUAGAUAUAGAUAUAUUGUGUGAUCUAUUACGUGUAUGUGACGAAAUUAUGUUCGGUAUACGAGAUGCACCCGAAUUCAA